GAGCGCUAGCUGAAACUGGAGAUGUACAUGUGAAGGGUUGGCUUUCAACAUUUCCUUUUUUUCUCUUCUGCUUCUUCUAACCAUAGGCAGUCACGGGGCAUUGGGAUAUUAACAUACAAUGCUGUUGUCUUUAUUGUUUUAAGUAAAACUUGUCACUGAAGCCAGGUACUUAUAAUCAUGGAAAGGUGAAGGAGAUGAAAGACAGCUUGGUACAUGUAGAGCCGGACGACUGUUUUUUUCUCCCUCUAUUUCCACACAAAGUUCCUAUGUUUUUCUGCUGCGAGAGUUGGGGAACUGUUCUGUGAGCUACCUGCCAUCACAAAAUCGAAGGACAAUUUGUUUGUAGAUAUUUUUGGAAAUUUAUUUUAUUUGAUUUAUCCUGUGGGAAAAGAGAGCAACUUUUAUUCCAGUGUGUGUUCCACCAGGCACCCAGACUGAUUGGAGCGUCAGUCAGACAGCGAGCCAUGCGAGGGCAGCGCGUAGCAGAUUGUGUGCGUAGACCAUGUGGAGGCUGGACAGUGGUUGUCUGGCUGCUGUUGUCCCUGCUAGGUUCCCUACUACUGGUGGGCAUCAGUGGGAUUCUGCAGAUCGGUGAGUAUAUGACCAAUAUCAGCAGACGAGCCAUAUCCACCAAUAGCACGACGACGAUGACUGCCAUGAAGACAACGCAUUCUCAAGUGCGUCUGGUGAACGGGCGUAACAGGUGUGAGGGGCGUGUGGAGGUUUGGCACAACGGGACAUGGGGUACAGUGUGUGAUGACGACUGGGACAUGGUAGAUGCCAACGUGGUGUGUCGGCAGUUGGACUGUGGUCUGGCCAUGGCGGUGGGCAGCAUCUCAGAGUAUGGCCAGGGCUCAGGGCCCGUCCUGCUGGACAAUGUAGACUGCAAAGGAGGGGAGACAGACCUGGGACAGUGUGGAAGUCUGGGCUGGGGCAUCCACAACUGUUACCACUAUGAGGACGUGUCUGUCACAUGCAAAGAUACAUCAGUGCUGGAGUCACGGGGCAUGGGCGAGCCCACCACUCCCUCUAGGAGAAACUCAGGGUUAAGAGAUGGUACAAUCCGGUUAGUUGGUGGUGUGGACUACUGCCAGGGACGGGUGGAGGUCUACUACCGUGGCAGCUGGGGGACGGUGUGUGAUGACGACUGGGGUAUGAGAGACGCAGGGGUGGUGUGCCAGCAGAUAUACUGUGGCCAUGCCGUUUCCUCCACCACCAACGCCUAUUUUGGCUACGGGACAGGCCUGAUUCUACUGGACAACGUCAACUGUAAUGGCUACGAGAACCAGCUGAGUAAGUGCUACAGCCUGGGCUGGGGGAUACACAACUGUGGACAUCAUGAGGACGCUGGGGUUAUCUGUUCAGGCUCAGGAUCCACUACCGUUCCUCCUAUGAACACUGAAACCAUGGGCAUGGGAAGGGGAUUCUUUCAGACUGCCAGCACUGCAGUAACCGACCAAACAGAAUUAGUCACCGAAGCAACUACGGCUGUGACAACGGUUGCUAUGACAACAAGAGAGCGGCCCACCAUCCGCGUGGUGAAUGGUAACAGCAGCUGCCAGGGCCGUGUGGAGGUGUUCCACAACAACCAGUGGGGCACGGUGUGUGACGAUGACUGGGAUCUGCCCAAUGCCCAAGUGGUGUGUAGGCAUCUGGGCUGUGGCCCUGCCAUCUCUGCCAAGGCCCUGGCCUACUUCGGCUACGGCUCGGGCCCCAUCUUGCUGGACAAUGUGGACUGUAGGGGCAGUGAAGGGGAGCUGUCAGAUUGUUUCCACCUGGGCUGGGGACAGCACAACUGUGGACAUCAUGAAGACGCUGGAGUCAUCUGUACACCCUUUCAGCUUGUGGGACCUGGAAAUGACUUCGGGAUGACAGAGAGAACGCCCACCACUAGACCACCAAGUGAAGGCUUGGCGAGGUUGGUGGGCGGGCAGCACCGCUGCGAGGGCCGGGUGGAGAUGUUCUCAGGGGCGGAAUGGGGUACGGUGUGCGACGAUGCCUGGGACAUGCCUGAUGCCCAGGUGGUGUGUCGCCAGCUGGGCUGUGGGGAGGCUGCUACGGCCCGUGUGGAGGCCUUCUUUGGGCCCGGCAGCGGCACCAUCCUCCUGGACAAUCUGAAGUGCAGCGGCUCUGAGGCCUCGCUCCAGCAGUGCUCCCACAUAUCCUGGGAAGUGCACAACUGUGACCACUCUGAAGACGCCGGCGUCACCUGCUCACUGUCGUGAUUCCAGCAGUGAUUCGCCGCCAUGGAGCCGCCAAACUCCUCCCAACUCCACUGCCAACUAAUAGGACGGGCGCCAUGGGUAGCACAACCCGGGACUUGUAAACAUUAUGUAAAUAACAGCUCAUCCCAAUGCCAAACAUAAGGAAGACUACAACAACAACAAACAAACAAGCAAAGAAACUAACAUAUGAUGAUAUAUGAUUAAAUAUUAUAAUAAUCUAUUCCUAUUAAGCACUUUAUAAAUAUAUAUAAAUAUAUAUGAUAUAAAAUAACGCUGUACACAUUUUUUUUAUAUUUGAUAAACAGUGGAAACCAACGUUUUAAACCGAC
This is a messenger RNA of Oncorhynchus keta (chum salmon), 2554 nucleotides long. RefSeq names its product scavenger receptor cysteine-rich domain-containing group B protein. The record is from RefSeq and is a predicted model, not a curated record. Gene Ontology annotation, cellular component: membrane. Lineage: Eukaryota; Metazoa; Chordata; Actinopteri; Salmoniformes; Salmonidae. The transcript is spliced from 12 exons. The coding region runs from base 465 to 2225 and encodes 586 amino acids.